AUGAUAUUGUCGCCAGCUGAGAAGGACUUUUUGUAUGAGUCUCUUAUCCAGAAGCCACCAAUACGGCCUGAUGCUCGAAAAGAAUACCAAUAUCGCCCCUUGGAGGCUAAAACUUCUUUUUUGCCUGGAUCCAAUGGCUCAGCCAGAAUAAGACUACUGGAUGGAAGUGAGUGUAUAGUAAGUGUUAAAUCCAAAGUGGUCUUGAAAACACAGGAAUCUAAUAUAAUUGAGGUGGAUAUUGAUGUUUCUGGGUACAGAGAUGACUCUAACUUCGUCUCUACUCUAAAGUACAAUCUCACGAGCAUGAUAAUGAAAAACUUCCCUAUAGAAUGCUUGCAACUCACGUCAAAGUAUACGUUCAAGCUAUUUAUUGAUUGCAUUGUUAUUAGCCAUACUUCGUAUCCUUUGAGCUUGAUUAGUUUUACGAGUUAUUUAGCAUUAAAGAGUACAAAGCUUCCUUUGCUAGUUAGUGAAGUGAACGACGAAGACGUUGAAGAACAGCCUACAUUUUCAGAUGACUGGGAUAGAGCAGUAUCUUUGAAUGAUUUUUUUAAUAAUACAAAGUUUCAGCCACCCAUCAUAAUUUCAAUAGGCACAGUAGGAUCAAAUUUGCUAUUCGAUCCUUCGGUGGAAGAGGAACAAGUUUUAGAGAAUGGACUAGUUAUAAGUUUUCUGGGAGAAUCGGUUAUAAGUCCAAUUAAUAAUUUGAACCUUGCUACCAAUUCAAACAAUAAUAAUUUUAAAGGAGUUAAAAAAGAUGUUAUUUUAGAAAGCUUGAGAAUGUGCAAUAAACAUUGUGGAUUCAUUGUGAAGGCUCUAGAUAAUUUAAUAGAGCAGGACGACGGUGGAUAUAAUACAAUAUUUUAA
Messenger RNA from Priceomyces carsonii, 867 nucleotides. RefSeq names its product exosome non-catalytic core subunit (gene RRP42). The coding region runs from base 1 to 867 and encodes 288 amino acids. Gene Ontology annotation, biological process: U1 snRNA 3'-end processing; nuclear polyadenylation-dependent rRNA catabolic process; nuclear polyadenylation-dependent mRNA catabolic process. The transcript has a single exon. NCBI's taxonomy places the organism in Eukaryota, Fungi, Ascomycota, Pichiomycetes, Serinales, Debaryomycetaceae. Gene Ontology annotation, cellular component: cytoplasmic exosome (RNase complex); nuclear exosome (RNase complex). The record is from RefSeq and is a predicted model, not a curated record. Gene Ontology annotation, molecular function: mRNA 3'-UTR AU-rich region binding.